CGCUACGACCUGAAUAAGUACAUCCUCGCCGACGUUCCUCAACCGGAAGACCCCACGGAGUUGAAGGAAUGGCUCGACGACCGCGGCGACGCCGACGAUUACCUCCAGGCGGUUGUUGGCGGCCUCAAGGUCUGGCGCUACGUCCAGGGCAUGGGUUGGAAGGAUAGGGAUCUCAACCAGAAGAAAACCAUUGACAAGCUCACCCAAUAUUUG
Molecule: messenger RNA, 213 nt
Organism: Parathielavia appendiculata
Lineage: Eukaryota; Fungi; Ascomycota; Sordariomycetes; Sordariales; Chaetomiaceae
Exons: 1
Source: RefSeq, a predicted model, not a curated record